Molecule: messenger RNA, 315 nt
Organism: Linum tenue
Lineage: Eukaryota; Viridiplantae; Streptophyta; Magnoliopsida; Malpighiales; Linaceae
Source: the annotation of a GenBank genome assembly
AUGGGCUACAGACGUGUCCGCAUGGAGAUCGACUCCCGAUGCGCUAUCCAGAUACUUCAGGGAGAGGAUAACUCAGACCACCAGCACGCAAUGGUGAUUGACCGGCUUCAUGAGCUGCUUCGGCGUGACUGGGACGUGACAUUUUCCCAUAUCUAUAGAGAGGGGAAUAAGAGUGCUGAUUUUCAUGCCUCUCGAGGCCACCAGAUGGAACUUGGCUUCCACUUUGUACCUAUUACCGAUCCUGCUUUAUGCUUGCAUCUCCUGUAUGACACUCUAGGGAUUUCCGAAUCCCGGCUGGUUUUGACUGAAGGUUAG